AUGAAGAAAUUUUUAUAUGAAUACAAAGCGUUGAGAGGUCGAUCGGAAAGAGAAACGUCAAGAAAUCGACGCAGCCGGGAACGACUAACAGUUACCACUGGCCGUGUAAGCCCAGCAUCCAGCGUAGAUGACCCACCGGUUCAAGUGGGAACAAUUAGGACUGAGGAGUAUAAGAGAGAUCUAGCCGAAUUCCAAGCUAGACGGUCAAUAGGCAGCAAAGACGUCCAAGAAACACCGAACAAAAAGAAAUGCGGUCGACACUCCCUUCCCGUAUCUUGCACCAAUUGCACGGGUGAUCCGGACGCUACAUUCAAUUACGAAAAGAAAUCUGCUAUGAAAUAUAAGAAGAAAUCACAGAAACGCACAAGAAGCACCCAUUCCGAGGAGAAGCUGUACGAAGGUGCACCCAACAUUCAGUUUCUAUUUCAGAACCAGGUUUUCAUGCCGGGGAAUGUGUUCGCUUCAUACUCCGAGCCUCGUAAGCAGCGUAAAAAUCGUCAGAGAUCGCCAGAUUUUCUAGCACAGAAACAAAUAGACUUUAAGGACGAUGAGCCUCAGCCAUUGUCGCCGCCGCUGUUUUAUAAGAACAAUUCGUUACCAUUUGACACUAAAAACUUUUUAGAGUUAUCGAGGAGCGAUGACGAAUUAGACGGUGUGAAAACUGAUGUGAAGAAUCCCAGCCAGGGUUCUGGUAGCCAUAAGAAUGAUAGCUGUGACGGAAAAUUGUGGGAGGUUAUGAGCGAACUGAAACAUUUUGACAAAUGGGCUGACGAACAAUUACAGGCUCCAUCGACUACCAGCAAAUCAGAUGACAGUAGGAGCGACACCAGCGCUUUUGGUCUGCCGAUAGCAAGCGCUUGUAAUUUAGACGUUACAAUUGAAAGGAAUACUUCUUGGAGUUUGGGCAAAUGGGGCAUCGUGCCAGUUCAGAUAAAACGACUCAAUGACGUCACAGUGGAGCAUGUGAGGAAGAAAUGGAAUAUGGAGAUUAAUAUAUUGAGAAAGUUCCGUCAUCCAAACAUAAUACUUCUCAUGGGUGUGUAUCCAGAUGUUCAGAACAAUGUGCACCUGAUUUGCGAGAGAUGCAUCGAUACCUUGUAUGGAAUACUACAUAUACAGGGUCGUAUUCUAAGCAUCCAGACUUCAAUAAAUUAUACCCUGGAUAUAACGAAUGCCCUGGUCUUCCUAAACAUGCAAGGAUACCUCCAUACAGCUAUAACUAGCAAGAGUAUAAUGAUAACUGCCCAAGAUAUAGCUAAGUUAGCCGACCUACAGCCCUGUAUGAAACUGACGAAGAAGAAAAUAUAUGACAAAGGCUAUAAUACUUAUAAAUCUGAACCACAUUAUACUAAUAUUAGCGAUAACCAGACCUCAUCAGAGAGCGAGCCACUUCUAACUCAAAGAUCGGACAUUAAUGCUGUGUCUAAACCCUAUGAAUAUUACUGUGAGAUGAUCGACUACAACUGGCAGGCUCCAGAAUUGUUUGAACCUGAAGAGGGCAUAGUACAUCCUUGUAAUAAAAGUGAUGUGUAUUCACUAUGUCUUUUACUAUGGGAAUGUUGUAAUGCCUCAGUUCCUUGGAAGACAUUAAAUUAUGCCAAGCUUAAAGAGUUAUAUACAUUAUGGAAGACAGGUUUACAACUGCCUAGAGACGGUUCAUACCCGGGAUGUGUACUAGCAUUAUUAGAAUCGGGGCUCAAAUUAGAUCGGACAUCUAGAAUUGAUUUGGAGGAACUUCAAGUUGCAUUGCAAAAGGCUAAGCAUGAUUUAGACGAAAUCGAAUACAUUAUAUUGCCGGAUAGAAUCGCCAAGAAGAAAUCCAGUUUCAGCACGCAACCGUGGGAUACAACCUCGCCUACCGACUCCGACUAUCAAAGUCCGAAGAGUUUAGAACAUACGGCGGUCAUACACAAACAUACAGACAGCUCGACGGGCAGCGAGAAUGAUAUGAAGUCUAGUAACAAUGAAACAUUACGUAAAACUAACUUACUAACUUCCUAUACUACUGAAAAAUGUUUUAUAUCCGACGACGAAGACAUACAUACAUACACUUCACAAAUAAAAGAUUACUCAAGCGCCUGUUCAACGCCAAUAGCAAAACUCAGAGCUAGAAUUAAAGAUAUUGAAACGCCAGGAACUUUACAUAGAAGCGAUUCCACAGAAUACUGUAGUAUAGUUAGCCCUGACACGAGAUUGACGAAUUUCGGACUCAAUGACGACACAAAUAAGGACGAAAGUUCCGAACGAUCAAACGCCAAACUAAGCAGAAGCUUCACACCGAAAUCAUAUAAACCGUUGCACAUAAAAGUACCGGAAUACAAUUUCGAUUCGGUCAAAACUAUACUGAAAAAUCGCAAUGGGAACGAAAAAUCUUCAUAUAAUUUUGAUAUAAAGAAUUACAGUUUACCGACAACACCCAUAGCUAGGAGCAAUAAGUUGAGGAAAAACGCCUGGCUGUCGGGGGAUGUGAAUGAUAGACGAAAUGCAAGGAAAACCGGGGCACAGGAGUUGAUUAAUAAUAAUAAAGAAGCCAAAUCGGAACAGUCGCCUACAGACAGUAAUUCUACGAAUAAUUCAUUAGAUAAAGAAGAAAAAUGUGACGAAUUAUCUUCUUAUCAGUUGGUGAGGAAUGAAAUCGUGAACUAUAGAAAUGAGAUCGCUAGGGAUAGUUUUACAGGACUCAAAAGAAUAUCUGAUCCGCCAGAAGAUUUCAUACACAACACUAACUUGGAACGUGCGAGAUCUUUAAACUGUGUCCAAUCCAUCAAGUAUAAGAUCGAAGAAGACUUAUUGGCUAAUGUAAACGUGAAGCCGCUCGUCGCGAUACACGAAAAGUGGAUAUAUGAAGCCAAUAAGAAGACUGGCAGAUCAAAUUCCAUGCCUGAAGAUAAUAAUAAGGGUAGAGUAUUAGCAGUGAAGCCCGCGUCUCACUGUACAGACACAUUACAGAAGUCUUUGCCGCAACUCAGCAUCACACCUAGCCCGGGAUCAUAUCAACCACACAAAACAUCACCAACCAAGAACGGAAAUCAAUGGGAACAAUAUUGUCAGAAGAGAGAUGUCAUCUCUAAAAGUAUGAAUUUUCAUCCGAUAGAUACUAAGACAUAUAAGAAGGCCGUUGAAAAAGGAACACUUACCGACAACAUCCCAAGCGUAACCAAAGUGGACCGCGGCACGGACACUGUGAGCAUCGAAGACUACAUACGAGACGUGAUAAGGAAGGAGUUCAGAUACAUGAUGGACGAGACAUACGACGGACAUGAGGAGGCGCUCCACAGACGGGUGACCAACAUAGUGGGGUCACUGACCGGGGAACCGGAAGUGACGCACAAGGAGCCGCUGACGACCUACUCCACCAUCAAGAUCAACGGGAACAACAAGCCGCUGCUGCAGAUCACGUUCAGUCGCUGCGGAGACAACACGCUGCACGUCAUGGACGGCUGUGUCAACGUGAGCGUGGCGGACGAGCCCGCGCUCAAGAGGUGCCAGGCGUUCAGCGCGCUGCAGGUACAUGUAUGUAACUUACACUGUAUACACACACACACACACAGACAACACGCUGCACGUCAUGGACGGCUGUGUCAACGUGAGCGUGGCGGACGAGCCCGCGCUCAAGAGGUGCCAGGCGUUCAGCGCGCUGCAGACAACACGCUGCACGUCAUGGACGGCUGUGUCAACGUGAGCGUGGCGGACGAGCCCGCGCUCAAGAGGUGCCAGGCGUUCAGCGCGCUGCAGGUACAUGUAUGUAACUUACACUGUAUACACACACACAGACAACACGCUGCACGUCAUGGACGGCUGUGUCAACGUGAGCGUGGCGGACGAGCCCGCGCUCAAGAGGUGCCAGGCGUUCAGCGCGCUGCAGGUACAUGUAUGUAA
Messenger RNA from Danaus chrysippus (African queen), 3879 nucleotides. Lineage: Eukaryota; Metazoa; Arthropoda; Insecta; Lepidoptera; Nymphalidae. The record is from the annotation of a GenBank genome assembly.